AUGAUUACAAAAAUCGAAACAUCAGCACUUUCGACAGCAUGCACGGCACCAAAUUCAUUAAUCAUGAAUCCUACGUCAAUGUUGGUAGAGAUGAAAAACUUCAUUCCUUCUUCAUAUACUUUUGAAACAGAAAUACAAAGAAUAAAGCAAGAACUUUUAACAAGUAAUUUAGACUGUAGUGCGAAAGAUGAAACAAAUGGAGAGGAGCUAUAUGAAAUGCAAGAUAUCAUAGACCAUUUGCCUAAAUUACCGGAAGUUCAACAAGAAAAACUAACUAUUCCUGAAUUCGAUGAAAUUGAAGUUAAAGUUACUGAUUCAGUAGAAAUAAAGAAGUUCAUACGUAAAGUAAAUUAUGAAUUCCUUGGUUUUCAUUGCAACCAUAAAGUUAUGGACAAAGAUUGCGACAUGGUAUAUAAGAACAUCUCUGACAUAUAUAAAUCUGAGGAGUUUAAGACUUACGAUAACUUUGUUUCAUUAGCUGCUGAAUGUGUGUGGCAGAUAAGAGAUAAAGACAGAAGAGGCAAA
Molecule: messenger RNA, 525 nt
Organism: Trichomonas vaginalis G3
Lineage: Eukaryota; Parabasalia; Trichomonadida; Trichomonadidae
Product: organellar and viral DNA polymerase type B
Exons: 1
Source: RefSeq, a predicted model, not a curated record